AUGAGCUGGCCUACUCAGCGCAAGUCGCGCAAACGGAUUCGCCUGUUCCCCGGCCUCUCUGGGGCCACGUCUGGCCUUCUGCCGAGCACAGCAACGAAGGCAUCAAGCUACUUCGUCACCCCGCUCCCUGUCGACCUCACCAAACCCUUCGUGUUUGGGAAGGCUGUUUUGCCGACGACCGUGGGCCUGGAAGACACAAACAAGUGCCAGCACGCGGACAAACCUAGGCAGCCAGAUCAGUUAGCCGCUAUCCUUCGCAAGGCUUUUCAUGGCGAGUCUCUCGACGACGUACACAAGAGGUUGAAACGCAAGGGUGCGUCGAACUUUCCUCGUGUCAUAACGCUCGGUGCUCAACGCGUCUUGGCAGCGUCUGAAACAGAAGUUCCCGCUGUUGUUGAGCCCGUCGACUCGUCUCUGGAAGCACCACCGACGAGCGUGGACGAUCAGGACUCUGAGCGCCAUGACGCUGCGCCUUCAAUCACGAAACGCCUUCGUAAACUUUGGUUGGUACGUAUCCCUGUCAUGACGACGCGCGUCGAAUAG
Messenger RNA from Peniophora sp. CBMAI 1063, 543 nucleotides. NCBI's taxonomy places the organism in Eukaryota, Fungi, Basidiomycota, Agaricomycetes, Russulales, Peniophoraceae. The record is from the annotation of a GenBank genome assembly.